UUGAAUUUUUCUGUAUGCUUCCUGCCAGUUAUGAUGGAUGCCGUCUGCUCGGAGGCCGCCAUGGACCUCUCAGUUCGCACACAAAUGUUUGAAGCUCAUAUACAGAAUUACAGUGGCAGUGAUCCACUUGAUCCCUGGUACAGGUAUUUUCAGUGGAUAGAAGGAAUGUCAGAAGCAGAAGGAAAGCAAAAUUGCCUGUCAUCUUUAUUGGAGCAGCUUGUGAAAACAUUUCUAAGUGAUAAGAGAUAUCAAGACGACAUGAGAUUCAUCAACUGCUGUGUCAAAUUUGCUGACUUCAUUGAUAAUCCAAGUCAUUUUUUCGAUUAUAUGUACAGCCAAGGAGUUGGUAACAAAUCAUCAAUUCUGUACAUUGCUUGGGCACAACAACUUGGUAGACAAGGAAAUGUGCCUCAGGCAUGCAUUAUUAUUCAGAGAGGUAUCCAAAAUGAAGCCCAGCCAAUUGAGAAAUUACAUCAGCAGUAUCUGUUGUUACAGAACAGUUUGCCACAGAAUGAAAUUUCAACUCCAGUUGGUGUUUUGCAGCCACGUAAUCCUCAGCUGUCUAAUCAGUUGGCUUCUAAAAAGGAUUCGACCUGUCCCUACCAGAGUCAGAAUUCAAGCAGUUCUGAAUUAUACCCUAUGACUUGCGGGGGACAAGGGAAUAUAGAAAAACCCAAGUACAUCACCACCAUUUCCAAGUCAGAAGUUGUACCAGUGCCAUCAAGUCAUGCUGCCCUUGAGCAGAAGGCGAUGUAUGUCAAGGCACUUCUUGAGUGUGAAGGUUCUGAACUGUGCUUUGAAGAAGUGAGAGCCAAAGCAUAUUUGAAGAAGGCAGAAUGCUUGAAAAGGCAAAAGGAAUUGGUGGGCAGUACUGUCCUCUUGCGGACAGUGGGAUUACUUAAAGGGGCGCUAAGAGGCAAGGGCGGCAGCAGAGGGACGGGUGAUCAAUGUGUACAAAUGACAACAGCACAAUGUUGGCCAGAAUGGAGAGCGUCUUCGGUAACUCAGAGUGCUCCGAACUUGAGAACAGAGCAUCAAAGUUUAUCAGAAGAUGCUGUAACUUCCCAGCCUAUUGGAAAUCACUCACAAAGUCUGCUUUCAGGAGAUUGGAGUGCCUUCAACUUCUUUGACAAUGAGAGCAAUGUGGCCAAUACCGAUGAAAUUCAUGGACAACAGUCAGUAUUUGAACCUCCAAUGACAGCUCUAAGUGAGAAGCUGCACUUGAAACUCACCCUGAUUUUGAAGAAUGUGCAAAUACUACGGACUUCAAGUCAGCAGCACAUAAAUCCUUCAAAUCAGAAAGAGCAGCAUUCCAUGGAGAUGAGAGACGAUAACAGAAAUACGUCAGGCUUUUUCGAUCAACGUCAUAUGACUCUAAAUGCCUCAAGCAUAAUACAAGCAACCCCAUCUAAAGUGCAGCCUUCUCCUACUGUUCACACAAAAGAAGCCUUGGGGUUCAUCAUGGACAUGUUUCAAGUGACUUCUCUAAAAGAUACCACUAUACUUUCAGAAGAUGAGGAAGAAUAUCCAGUUGAAGCUGUCAGCAUUAAGCCUAGUGUUCCUGCUGCAUUAUCUGCUUUUACAAUUUUUGAAGAUGAGAAUAUGGAAGUCCUGCAGUCAGUCCCAAAGUCGACAUCUAUCAAAGUGUUUGGUGAACGUCCCAGAGACACUUUGACUGUUUCUAAACCAAGAGAUGAAAGCCAGCCAGCAGAGGGCCUGACAAGUGACUAUACGGUAUGGGCUAACCCAUGUAACCAAACUUUUGCUCCAUGUCUGAAAAGCCCAGGAGAUUUCAUUCAAGCUGCUCACCUUGCCUCCUCUACACCAUUCAAUACCAUUUCAGUGCCUUUAGCCCAAGAGAUGCAAGCUAGAGUCUUUGAGAACCCUUGGGAUGAGAGUUUAAUCUUCCAGCUUCUGUCCAGGGUGCCAAAACCAAUAAGUGCUUAUCCCAAUACUUUCCAGUGGGCAUCAAAUCUUCCAGUUGUCAGACCAAAACUAUUGAAAUUGUCAUCCACAUCCUUCCACAUUGAUUGCUUACUUGGAGAAGGAGCUUUUGCACAGGUGUAUCAAGCUUCUGUCCUUGACAUGGAUAACUCUAAGAAUAAUCACAAAGUAAUACUGAAGGUAUUGAAACCUGCAAGCCCCUGGGAAUUCUAUAUAGCAGCUCAGCUGACUGAAAGGCUGAAGCCCCAUAUGCAUCAUCUUUGCAUCCAAUUCCACGGUGCUCACUUCUUUCGAAAUGGAAGUGUUCUAAUAGGGGAGCUUUACAGUUACGGAACUUUACUGAACACCAUAAAUAUAUACAAAAAACUAACAGAGAAGGUGAUGCCCCAAGCUCUGGUUAUUUAUUUCACCAUAAAAAUCCUGCACAUGGUAGAAGAGCUUCAGUGUGGAAUAAUUCAUGGUGACAUUAAACCUGACAACUUCAUAUUUGGCGAAAGGUUUUUGGACAAUGACACAUGUGAUAUUGAUGGCACAUCUCAUGGUCUGACGAUUAUUGACUUUGGUCAAAGCAUAGAUAUGACCCUGUUUCCUGAAGGAACUGCUUUCAACGGAAAGUGUGAGACAUCUGGGUUUCAAUGUAUUGAAAUGAUUACAGGCAAGCCGUGGAAUUACCAGACUGAUUAUUUCGGAAUUGCUGCAACAGUGUACUGCAUGUUAUUUGGUACAUAUAUGAAAGUAAAAAAUGAGCAAGGAAUCUGGAAACCUGAUGGUAUCUUUAGAAGGGUUCCCAAUGGAGAGGUCUGGGUUAAUUUCUUCAUCACUUUGCUGAACAUACAAGACUGCAACCACUUGCCUUCGUUGGGAGCUUUACGGGCAACGUUGAGAGACUUAUUUUUAAAAAUUUAUUCCAAUAAAGUAAUAGUUCUCCGUAACAGGCUUGCAGUGUUGCUUGUUGAAAACAAACGAUCGCGGAAGUAAAGACUGGGCUCUUGUGAAACAACGAAAAGGUUUUGAUAUUGUUUGAUCAAGUCUUCAUGAAGUUUGAUCUUGUUUAGUCAAGCGGCAGUUUAACUUUGGUUUGACUUGCAAAGAUUGGCACUGUACUUCUGAUGCUUAAAUGGUGCACGAUUAAUGGUUUUACAAGUGUUGGCUUCCAUUUUCUAACACUUCUCAAAAAUGUUAAUAUUGGAGAUGAACCCUCUUUUUGGAACUGGACAGCAGAAAAAUAGGGAAUAGGGAGUGGAGUUUGAGCAAAAAGUCAACAUGGAGAGACCCAAACCUUGAGAAUGAAAAUUGAGAUUGAUGGAGGAGUCAGCACUUGUGGAACUCACAUCCUAAUAUCUAAAUGCUCCAGUGUCUUUUUUCCUGUGAGUACUUUAUAAACAAUAAAAUGU
Messenger RNA from Thamnophis elegans (Western terrestrial garter snake), 3338 nucleotides. It is a transcript of the gene BUB1, whose product is annotated as BUB1 mitotic checkpoint serine/threonine kinase. The record is from RefSeq and is a predicted model, not a curated record. Lineage: Eukaryota; Metazoa; Chordata; Lepidosauria; Squamata; Natricidae. Gene Ontology annotation, molecular function: ATP binding; protein kinase activity. Gene Ontology annotation, biological process: protein phosphorylation; meiotic sister chromatid cohesion, centromeric; mitotic spindle assembly checkpoint signaling.